CGGGCCCCGCGGGGCGGCCAUGGAGUGAGGCGGCGCGCGGACUCGCGCUCGGACGGACGGAGGCACCGACGGGCGGCCCCGGGCUCCGCGCGCUGGAAGAUGAACAGAGCAGAUUCACCCAAACCACCAGUCGCCCCCAAGCCGAAGGCUGCCAGUUCCCUCACGCCACAGACACCACCCAAAUUCUGCUCCUCGUCACUCCGGCCUGAAAGCCUUCACAGCCCCAACUCCUCCAUGUCCAGGGGGCCGAAACCCCCCAUCGCCCCCAAGCCCCGGCUGGCCACCCCCAGCGAGUGGAGGGCCAGCGUCUACGUGAUCAACAGCUUAAACAAAUGCAGCAACGGGAAGCUGCCCUGCGUGGACAGGGGCCUCUACGAAGAGCGCCGGUCCACCCCGGAAUGCUCCGAGUCCGAGGCCGACGAGGAUUACAUCGUGGCCCCCAGGGCUCCGCCGGGAGAGGACGGAGCCAAGGAUGCGGGCUGCGUGGAGAACACAGUCACGGGGCCUCCGGAGGCCGGCGAGGAGGAGGAGGAGGAGGAGGGCCAGGAGCGGGGCGAGGGGUGCGGGCCGGCGGGGCCCACGGCUGCAGAGGCCUGGGCGGUGCUGAGUGGACAGGCUGACCGAGACGUCGCCCCCGCCCCCAAGGACGCGGAGGGGGCAGUCUGUGCCGGGGCCGCGGGGACCGAGGACCAGACGUUCACGAGUGAGGAGGACGAGGAGGAGGAAGAGAAGCUGGUGGAAGAACACAGCGCAUGCAGCCUGGAGGACGGGGGGCCUGGAGAUGGAGGGGCGGAGUCUCCGAGCGAUAGCAUCCCAGCCCACCUCGAGGUCGUGGACGAUGCUGCGGCCGACGGCGAGGAGGAGCCCGGGGCCCCUGGGACCCCCGAGGAGGCUGAUGCAGAACCGGACCGCGGUGUGGACGAGGGGGACAAUGCUGGCGAGGAGCCCCCAGAGGACGAGGGGAACAAUGCUGGCGAGGAGCCCCCAGAGGACGAGGGGAACAAUGCUGGCGAGGAGCCCCCAGAGGACGAGGGGUCGGCUACGGGUGUCCCCGAGGCCGAGGUGGCCAUAGACGACCCUGACGUCUCCCAGGAGGCGUGUGAAGAUGCUGUGGGUGCUGGCGGCCAGCAUGGCGGCCAGGAUGAGCCGGCUGGCCCGAAUGAGAACGCUGACCCGGCAGAAGCGGAGGUGGGGGAGGACCCCCGGGAGGGCGAGGACCCGGUGCAGGAUGAAGCGGCCGAGGACAGCUGCCACAUCAUCCCGUUUGAGAGCGACAGCGUGGACGACCUCGUGCCUCCUCUCUCGGCCCGUCCCUACGAGCUCUUCCCCACCGAGAGCACCUCCUUCUGUAGCGAGAGCUACCCUCCUUAUUCCGAGUCCGCACAGGAGCCGGGGCCGGGAGAACGCGCGGAGUGGGACCCCGAGGCUGGGCCGGGGCGUGAGCGGCGGGGCUCCGCGCAGGGUGGCGCCGGGGAGGAGGGCCCCCCUGUGCCCGACGUGCUGGUCCUGCCCGAGGACGAGGAUGCCAACCCCUACGAGAUGGGAGUCGGCCCGCCCUGCGGGGCGGACCCUGGGGAGGCGGAGACACCCGGAGCGCAGGCCGCCUCGGAGGAGCUGAGUCCCGAUGCGGAGGGCGGCCUGGUCCCCAUCGACAGGAAGAACGUCAUGGCGAGGGCCAGGCCCCACUCCGGGAAGGUGGCUGGCUACGUCCCAGAAACGGUCCCGGAAGAAAUGGGGCCGGAAGCUGGCUCAGCGGCGGCCGCGGAGGCGAGGAAGACAGUUCUGUCGCUGGAGGGGAAGCCGCUGGAUGUCGGCAGGGCCCUGCCGGCAAAGCCCAGAGCCUUCACGCUGUAUCCGCGAUCGUUCUCCGUGGAGGGCCGGGAGAUCCCUGCGUCCCUGUAUCGGGAGCCCGAGGCGUGCGGCCUCGACGGCCACGGCAUCAAGAGGAAGGAAGACAACUUGUCCCUGCCCUGCGUCAUCGGCUCCUCCGGCAGCUUCUCCCAGAGGAGCCACCUGCCGUCCAGCGGCACCUCCACCCCCUCGUCCAUGGUAGACAUCCCACCCCCGUUCGACCUGGCCUGCAUCACCAAGAAGCCCAUCACCAAGAGCUCCCCCUCGCUCCUAGUGGAGAGCGAGCUCCCGGACAAGCAGAAGAAAAAGAAGUCGUCCUUCAAGCGGUUCCUGGCGCUGACGUUCAAGAAGAGGACGGAGAGCAAGGUGCACGUGGACGUCCACGUGUCCUCGUCCAGGUCGUCCUCGGAGUCCAGCUACCACGGGCCGGCCCGGCUCCUGGAGAUGGACCGCAGGAGCCUCAGCAACUCGCCACAGCUCCGGGUGCGGACGGGCAAGCUCCGGGCUUGCGACUCGCCCUCGUCGCUCAUCUUCUGCCGGGAGGGCAAGAGGAAGGGGGUCCCCUUCAGCAGGACGGUGUCCCGGGUGGAGUCCUUUGAGGACCGCUCGCGGCCCCCCUUCCUGCCGCUGCCCCUCACCAAGCCGCGCUCCAUCUCGUUCCCCAACGCCGACACCUCGGACUACGAGAACAUCCCGGCCAUGAACUCGGACUACGAGAACAUCCAGAUCCCACCCCGGAGGCCUGCGCGGGCCGGGACGUUUACCAAGCUGUUUGAAGACCAGAGCCGGGCCCUGUCCACGGCCAACGAGAACGACGGCUACGUGGACAUGAGCAGCUUCAACGCCUUCGAGAGCAAGCCGCAGAGCGCCGACCCGGAGGCAGAAAGCGCCUACACCGAGCCAUACAAGGUCUGUCCCAUCUCGACAGUGGCCCCCAAGGAGGACCUCACGUCGGAUGAAGAGCACGGAAGCUCGGAGGAGGAGGAGGACAGCGCUGCGAGAGACCCCAGCCUCACCCACAAGGUGGAGGGACAGUCCAGAGCCCACGUCAUUGCGCAGGAGCUGCUGUCUUCAGAGAAAGCAUACGUGGAGAUGCUCCAGCACUUGUAUCUGGAUUUCCACGGAGCGGUCGUGAAGGCCUUGGAUGAGACGGACUACGAGGGCAAGGACCCGGUGGCCCGGGAGGAGCUGCGACGUGGCCUGAGUGAGCUCCCGGCCAUCCGCGACCUUCACCAGGGGAUCCUGGAGGAGCUGGAGGAGAGGCUGGCACAAUGGGAAGGCCAACAGAAGGUGGCUGACGUCUUCCUGGCCCGGGAGCAGGAGUUUGAGCACCACGCCGCUCACAUCCUGCAGUUCGACAGGUACCUGAGUCUGCUCGGUGAGAACUGCCUCCACGCCCCGCGGCUGGCAGCGGCCGUCCGAGAAUUUGAGCAGAGUCAGCAGGGAGGCGGCCAGAACGUGAAGCACCGGCUGCUGCGGGUGGUGCGGCGUCUGUUCCAGUAUCAAGUGCUCCUCACAGACUAUUUAAAUAACCUUUGCCCGGACUCAGCGGAGUACGAUGACACGCAGGGUGCACUGACCCUCAUCUCCAAGGUCACAGACCGGGCCAACGACAGCAUGGAGCAAGGCGAAAACCUUCAGAAGCUGGUCCACAUCGAGCACAGUGUUCGGGGCCAAGGGGAUCUCCUCCAGCCAGGAAGGGAGUUUCUGAAGGAAGGGACGCUGAUGAAAGUCACAGGGAAGAACAGACGCCCGCGGCACCUGUUUCUGAUGAGCGAUGUGCUGCUUUACACGUACCCCCAGAAGGACGGGAAGUACCGGCUGAAGAGCGCGUUGGCGGUGGCCAGCAUGAAGGUCAGCCGCCCUGUGAUGGAGAAAGUGCCCUAUGCCCUGAAGAUCGAGACUCCCGAGUCCUGCCUGACCCUAUCUGCCAGCUCCUGCGCAGAGAGGGACGAGUGGCACAGCUGCGUGAGCCGGGCCCUGCCCGAGGACUACAAGGCCCAGGCGCUGGCCGCCUUCCAGCACAGCGUGGAGGACGGGGGGCUCCGGCCCAGCUGGUCUCCUGACCCCGCUGCCUGCCUGACUCCGUUGCUCCAGAUACGGGAGAGGCUGGGGGUCAGCCUGGGGGAGAGGCCCCCGACCCUCGUGCCCGUCACGCACGUCAUGAUGUGCAUGAACUGCGGCUGCGAUUUCUCCCUCACCCUGAGGCGCCACCACUGCCACGCCUGUGGCAAGAUCGUCUGCCGGAACUGCUCUCGGAACAAGUACCCUCUGAAGUACCUCAAGGACCGCAUGGCCAAGGUGUGUGACGGCUGCUACGGGGAGCUGAAGAAGAGGGGCGGGGACGCCCCAGGCCUGAUGAGAGAGCGGCCCCUGAGCAUGAGCUUCCCCCUCUCCUCCGCCCGCUUCUCGAGCAGCGCCUUCUCGUCCGUCUUCCACAGCAUCAACCCCUCGGCCUUCAGGAAGCAGAGGAAAGUCCCAUCGGCCCUGACUGAGGUGGCCGCCUCGGGAGAGGGCUCCGCCAUCAGCGGCUACCUCAGCCGGUGUAAGAAGGGCAAGAGGCACUGGAAGAAGCUCUGGUUCGUCAUCAAAGGCAAAGUGCUCUACACCUACGCGGCCCGUGAGGACACAGUGGCCUUGGAGAGUAUGCCCCUGCUUGGCUUCACCAUUGCACCAGGCAAGGAGGAAGGCAGCAGUGAAGCCGGACCUACUUUUCAUCUUUACCACAAGAAAACCCUAUUUUAUAGCUUCAAAGCCGAGGAUAGUAAUUCGGCUCAGAGGUGGAUGGAGGCCAUGGAAGAUGCAAGUGUGUUAUAGCAGUUACCUAGCAUGUGGACUCAGAGGACACUCUUAGGUUGAUAUGUGGACCCUUCCAGAAGCCAAUCCGUGUCUCCACCCGUCCGGACACAUAUCUGGGUUCAGCACGGGGCCUGGCCUUUUUGGCUGUCACCCCCUCUUUCACACCUUCACAAGUGGACCCCUUAAGGGAUAUUUAUGGACCUUUUCUGUCUUCGUGUUGUCCAGCCUCCCCACUCCAGCGUAAACUAUUUCCCUUUCCAGUAGUGCGUUAAAAUUUAGUACCAUGAGGACGUGGAAACCAGUAGAGAAGUAUGUUGUAGAACUGCAGGCUUCUUAGUGGAAACAAGCUUUUACAGUUUUUUUUUUCACUCCUGGUAAACAUGAUCGCCUUUCAUGUCGUUGAUGUCGGUGCCUCAGGUGAAAUGAAAAACAACCAGUAGAUAACAGCUACUGUCAUCAAAAAGCACUUUAUUGUUUUCCUGAGCAGCAACCUCCGGUUUGAUUUUUUUUUUCCCCCAAGGGACUUCCGUAAGUCAGUGGUAGAUGGAGUCCUGUGGACUAAUUUGCCACCAGCACUGGCUGUGGUGGACCAGCAGGUAACGCCGGGAGGGUCCCCCUGGCCUCGGAGGGCUCAGGGACAGGAAACCCUGGGAGCAGAAGCAGAGGACUGUCUCCUCCAAGUGACCGCUCACCCUGCAGACCACCGCAGCUUCCUAAAGGAAACUGCCUCCUCCCUAUAGCAGUCCUGACACCUCACCAGUGCUGGAAACUCGGCUGCUGGCAGACCCGGCCCCCACCCUGGAGGUCACCACAGACCCUCCCGAGAAAUGGGGUCUGCUUUAAUUUAUUGCGUGCCUUCCUGAGUUUACCCCGCACAGGCCAACAGCGAUAUGCUUGUGAGAACUGUCCUUUUUUUCGACAUCGUGAUCCUUCUGCUGUAUUCCUGAAGCCUUGAAAGAGAGGGAAGGAGAGAAGACAAGAUGUGAUGGGAAGGUGAAUUCGUGAUGUUGGCCAGUGGCUCUGGACACAGUUGAGGGAGGCCUAGAAUUGUGGCUUGAGAUGCCCUGUGGGCGCCUGGGGCUUGGUCCCUUCCCGCUGAUGACUGCUCACGAUGCUGGACGUGUUUUUACAUAAAGCAGAGUGGCGGGGGGCCUCCUUGUUACUGUCAUCGAAAUAAAAAGCAAUC
Molecule: messenger RNA, 5836 nt
Organism: Dama dama (fallow deer)
Lineage: Eukaryota; Metazoa; Chordata; Mammalia; Artiodactyla; Cervidae
Gene: FGD5
Product: FYVE, RhoGEF and PH domain containing 5
Exons: 21
Coding region: 100-4668 (1522 amino acids)
Cellular component (GO): cytoplasm
Molecular function (GO): guanyl-nucleotide exchange factor activity; metal ion binding
Source: RefSeq, a predicted model, not a curated record